Argiope bruennichi is the source of this 2879-nucleotide messenger RNA. Its product is annotated as bestrophin-4-like. The record is from RefSeq and is a predicted model, not a curated record. Lineage: Eukaryota; Metazoa; Arthropoda; Arachnida; Araneae; Araneidae. The transcript has 10 exons. Bases 357 to 2387 code for a protein of 676 amino acids. Gene Ontology annotation, molecular function: chloride channel activity.
GCACCUUCAACUCCUACUCCACUUUUAUCUCAGAUUUUAAGAUUUUGUAAUGUAGAGAGAGAAACAUUAUGUGCUAAUUCUUUAAUUCACCAGUACCUAUCAUUGUUCUCUGCUAUUGAGUUUUGCAAAGAGACUUCUAGGAUAUGGCCAUCAAAGAAGCAAAGUCCAUCAAAUAUUAAAGCUACCAUGAGAUGAGUAUCAAUAUAUUUCCUUUUGGACUUUGAGCAAAUCCUGAUGAGUAAACAUUCUGCAGUUUUAUUGACUUCGAUAAAAGAAAAAUUACACAUUUGGCGUACAUUCUUGUAGUAUGAACGCCAAAUUUUGAAUAAUUUUGAAGCUUAAUACUCUUUGUCGGAAUGACAGUUUCAUAUUCACUGGAUGUUGCCAAGGCACGGUUUGGAGGAUUCACCAAAUUACUGGGACGAUGGAAAGGAAGCAUUUACAAGAUUAUCUGGAGAGAAUUCCUUCUCUUCUGCCUGGCCUAUGCGCUUAUCAGCGUUAUAUACAGAAAUAUACUCGAUCCAAUACAGAAGACUAUGUUCGAAAAGCUAGUUUUGUUCGUUGAUGGCUUCACAGAUAUGAUUCCUCUCUCUUUCGUCCUGGGAUUCUAUGUUUCUUUGAUUAUUGGAAGGUGGUGGGGCCAGUAUUCGACUAUCCCUUGGCCAGACAGAAUUUGUUUCCUGAUCGCAUCAUACGUCCACGGCACAGACGAACGUAGCCGCAUGAUUCGCCGAACUCUGGCUCGAUAUCUGAUUCUGAUCCAGGUUCUGACAUAUCAAGCGGUCAGCACUGCUGUCAAGAGAAGGUUUCCCACAACUCAGCACUUGGUAACUGCAGGAAUUAUGACUAAGGAAGAAAAAUCUGUAUUCGACAAAAUAUCUUUUUCGCACGGAAAAUGGUGGAUCCCGUGUCACUGGUUCUGUGCUUUAGCCACCAGGGCGAAAAAAGAAGGCAGAAUUAAAGACUCUGUACUUCUGAAUGGAUUGUUCAAAGAGCUACUCGAUUACAGAAACUCAUGCGCUAUUAUGUUUGGAUACGACUGGAUAAGCGUUCCUUUAGUUUACACCCAAGUUGUCACUAUUGCCACUUACAUGUACUGCAUAGCGUUGAUUAUUGGACGCCAAUAUUUGGAUCCUUCGAAGGGAUAUCCUAAAAAUGACAUCGACCUCUACAUUCCUUUUUUCACUUUGCUUCAAUUUUUCUUUUACGUCGGAUGGUUGAAAGUUGCAGAACAGAUUUUGAAUCCCUAUGGAGAAGAUGAUGAUGACUUCGAGCUAAACUGGUGUCUAGAUAGAACAGUGCACAUUGUUUACCUUACAGUCGAUAACCUUCAACUGAAGCACCCAAAAGUCACCAAAGAUUUCUUCUGGGACGAAAUAGAACCCAUUCUUCCUCAGACGAAACAAUCGGCAAAAUUCUUUGAUCAGCCCCUAUUAGGUUCAGCACAUGAUUUAGAGGUUGAAGAAGCAGAUUAUCUUCCAAUAGAAGAAUUCCUGGAGCAUGACGAAGAAGGGAAUAUAUAUAAAAGUGGCUCCGUUAAAAAAGAAAAUGAAUACAGGCCUUCGUUAAUCAGAAGACUUCUCAGCUCAAAGUCCCGCAAGAGUCGGCGCAGAACAACACUUCGCAAAGAAAACAGCUCAAACAACUCUCCUGGCGCUCAAGGUUACACGAACGCUGGAUUCGAAUCGAACAGUGUUUCGAACAUUAGAACGCCUCUUUCUGGCUCGAAUACCAGCUUGAAUAAUGCCAUUUCAACCAAUCCUUCAAACAGUCAUAAGCCCAAGGAAUCCUUCAGGCCAAACAGCCUUAAUCUUCAACGAGUUAAGGCUUUCCAUUUGCAAGACGAUGAGAAAGAAACCCACCAGCAACAGGUUCGCCAUUCCGCUCCGCCAACCCCGUCCGAAGACAAAGACAUUCCUGUGAGUAAAACUAUCAGUGCCCCACACAUUAACUUCAUUGAGAGAUCUCAACCCUCCUCUCCAGUGACUGAAGAUGAGAAUCUGGAAGCAGAUUUCGAAGAAUCCGAAAUGGACAGGAUUUUGAUGCCAGCCAUUCCUGAAGAGAUUUCUAGAGCGGCGUCUCUCACUAAUGUAGAAGCAGAUGCUAGUGUUAAUCCAAAUUCACUAAACCAGCUUAAAAAUGUCCAGCAUUUAAUAAACGAAGCGAACAAGGCACUGAAUGAGUUGAAUAAUUCAGUAAAAGCCAAGAAAUCUGAUUUCAGUCAAGAAUCAAAAGACGAUGAACCUUGCUGUUCAACAGAUAAUGAAACUGCCCCCAAUAUGAGAAGUGUUGAUGAGGAAAUAGUAAAUGAAUCAGAUAAUAAAAAGGAAGAAAACAUGGCAGAUAGUAAACCGAUAGUUAUUGAUAUUGAUGAAUAUAAGGUAUAGUAUUCAAGAACUACCAAAAGAUCUGAAUGAACCUUAACCUUUAACCCUAUAAUUUCCAUAAUUCUAUAUUAGUACAGAUUGUAGAAAUUUUUUCUGCUAUUAAUAAAAUAUUACCGACAAAUAUUAUUUUCCAUAUAUACAAUUCUUAUAUAAAUUUCUAUUAAAUUUCGAAUUUUUUCUUGUGAAUUACAUUAUUUUCCUCAUUUGACAACCACUUCAGUUGAGAACAUCAUUUAUAUCAUAAAUUUAUUUAAUUUUAUUUUGUUGGGUAUACAUUUAAUUUUUCUUUCUCGACAAUAAUGCCUGAUUUUUUACAUUUCAGUCAAAAAUAAUUAAGAUUUUUUAAAAUAAAUGUUUGAAUUAUUAAUUGUAUGAAAAAACGUGGAACCUUUUCUGGAACUGUCAUAUCAACAGAAGGCAAUCUAGAUUGUUCUGUACAUACAAUAUGAAUUGGAAAUAAUUACAAAAAAAUAUGUACAAAUAAAAUCAUUU